This is a messenger RNA of Necator americanus (New World hookworm), 3018 nucleotides long. RefSeq lists its product as uncharacterized. Gene Ontology annotation, molecular function: transmembrane transporter activity. Lineage: Eukaryota; Metazoa; Nematoda; Chromadorea; Rhabditida; Ancylostomatidae. The coding region runs from base 1 to 3018 and encodes 1005 amino acids. Gene Ontology annotation, biological process: smoothened signaling pathway. The transcript is spliced from 17 exons. The record is from RefSeq and is a predicted model, not a curated record. Gene Ontology annotation, cellular component: membrane.
AUGUACUUUACUAGCCAGCGUAUCCUCGUCGCUCAAGGACGACUGGUACGUGAGUUACACAUUACGGAGAGGGUUGGCCGUUUUGGCGGUUGUCGUCCCUCCAGCGGCGGUGCGUCGGCGGUGGUGGCGGCCGGUGUGAAACCAGCUCGUCGUAUGGCCAUUAUUUUCGCAAGAAACGAGCCGAUUUUCUGUCGCCGCCCAUCAUCGCGUGCAGCUGCAGCAGCAGCACCGCCUCGUGCUCGCCAUUCGCCGCGACCAGCGAUGUUGUCGCUGCGCGAAUACUCGCGACUGAUCUAUCGUCGACCGUUAACAGUCGCCAUCACGGCAGUGCUGCUUACCGGCAUAUUACCGCUUGUUAUUCUCUAUUUUCUACCUAUUAAACUUAGUCAGAACGCUGAAAUUGGUUUCGACACGAAGGACACUGAAUUGUCCGGACCUCGACUAGCAUGGCAGAAACUUCAACAAACGUUAACCACAUCGAACCGGAUCAACUUCGCCAAUCAUCCGCAGCUGAAUGUGACCGGAUUAGCACGAACACAAAACGUCACCGCGGUGGGAUCCCGCCGGAAUCGGCGAUCAUGGGCUGAUCAGCUGUUCACCACGUUCAGCACCAUCGCAUGCUAUGAUGCUCCCAUACCUCUGAUGAGCCACCUUAGCCAGAUCGUCAUCGAAGUGCCUCGUCUUUCCACAAUAUUCCAGUUUGACUUCUUACGGAAGAUUUGUUCCAUGCAAGACUACAUCGCGGAAGAACUCGACGCUUUCGAUGACUACACACCUUACCGGAAUAUUUGGAGUGUGGCGAACUUCUUUGCAUGUUUAUCGCCUGAAUUUCUGUACAAUUGCUCCGAACUCACCGUGAACCAUGUGGAUAGUGUGCAUCGGCUUGUCACUUACUGUACACUGUACCGGGACAAGCUAAUAGCAUGUAAAGUCGCUUGCAAAGAGGAUUGCUCUUCUUGUCCAGGUGUACCGUUGAACUGUUCAUCGACGAUGAUGUUCGACUUGUUCUACAGGCUUUUACCUCGUGAUUUGAGUGCCGAACCAAUGCAUUUGAACACUUUCCUCCCGGUAUUUACGCUUACUGGUUACUUAACGCAGAAUAUCUUCGUCCCAUUGGAUCUCUACAACAAACUCGAGGUGGCUAUCGUGAAUUUUAUGAAGAAAGAAAAUCUUGCCAUUAAAGGGAUUUUGAUGGAGGUGAAAAGAGAUCGUUUGCUGCCAGCUGCGAUGUCCGAUUCCCUGCUCGCCCUACUUGCUGCCGGUGUUGUUGCACUCAUCGUCGCACUGCAUUCACGAUCGCUCACCUACGCUAUCGCCGUAUUCCUGGUGUUGGCGUUAAGUGUAUUAGGUUCCCUCGCGAUCUACUCGUUCUUCACCUCAGACUUCCCUCUCUUAAACCUCGUAAUCUUCGUACUUCUCAUAGCUGUAGGCACCGAUGACGCGUUUUUACUCUUCAGUCAUUUUCCACACACACUCGAUGAGGACUCCUUUUAUGAGUGUCUUCAUCACACCAGUUCAACCAUGUUUCUCACAUCCUUCUCCACAGCUGUUCCAUUUUUCGUAAACAUCGCCUCAAAUGUGAUCGUUUUUCGGUGUUUCGGCCUAUUCGCUGGUGUUACCAUUCUGAUCAACUAUCUACUCGUCGUUUCAUUUCUUCCAGCAUUUCUCAUUUUGCAACGAAGGUGGUGUUCUUGUAUCCCUUUAUUGCCCGAUAUCGGAGUUUUUCUGUCAAAAUCGUUCAAAGAGGUUCUUCCAUGGGUAAUUGUACAGGGACGAUUUGUAUGGAUGACAGCGCUAUCAAUUGUUGUAGCGGUUGCAACUGUUGUUUCUGUAAGGGAUUUACAUCUACCCGAAUACAAUCCACUCCAACUUUUUAUUGCAUCAAAUCCUCACGAAUGGUAUGACAACAACGCUGAGAAAACGUUCGAAUUCGUGGAGGAAAAGAUCGCAAUCCCAUUGUACGCGCGUCUUGUUUGGGGAGUGAAGACGGUGAAUUCGACGGCUAUGUUCAGACCACAUGCGGUCACUCCUUUAGAGUCUGAUCCCUCAUUCACUCUGUCGACUCCUACGGAUAUACGAGAAUUGGCUGCUAAUUUGUCAAACUACAGAGCUUUACCGUUCAUUAAUCAUUCGGAACCGUUUUGGCCGGAAAAAUUCCUCAAUUGGAGCGCGGCAUAUCGCUGCCAAACGGGGUACAUUUGCUGUAACAUGUCUCAUUCGUUGUUCAAUAACGUGUACUUGGAUUAUUGCCUGCGAAACUCUACUUCUGCUAUCUUCACCUCCUACAACGACACUCCAAUCUUCGACAACAACUCUUUUGCAUUAUGCGGGUAUACAGCACUUUUGCCCACGCAUCUAUCGUAUUCUCAUCGUUUCCAUCGUCUGGCUCAUGCAUUCGAUUUGCUCGCCACGCUUACGCCUCCAAAUGGUUGGUGGGCUCCUGAAUGGGCGCUGAUGUCCACAUGGUACGAUCUACAACGAUCAAUAGUCUCCGAUGUACGUUCAUCGGUGAUUGUUUCCGUUUCUGUAGUGGCUCUAUUCGCUGUACUUCAGUUGAAAAUGCAAGCAAUAGCCGCUGUAAUCACAUGUGUAUGCAUCAUUGCCUGUUCGGUCGGCAGCGUUACGCUUCUUGGAUGGGAAAUCGGUGUGCUGGAGGCUGUUAUCCUUGUGUUGGUCGUGGGACUCUCGUUCGACUAUACGCUACAUUUCGGCGCCGCUUUGCCGAAGACCGGAUGCAAAUCGCAUCGGAUUCAACGAGCAGCGAAUCUUGCUUCGGUGCCCGUCUCACUUUCCGGUUUUACCUCAUUUCUUGCCGGAGCUUCGAUGCUAUUCUCACAAACGCACGCUUUUUCUCAGGUAGGAGUAUUCCUAAUCGUGAUCACGCUGUCCAGUUGGAUCUACGCUACAUUUUUCUUCUUACCGAUACUCUCGCUUACACUACCGUCCAGUAAAGAAUGUGUGGAAUGCGAUAAGGAGGCGUCAAGAUCAUUCCCUAUGCAGGAAAAGUUUCGCUCAUAG